ACAAUAUUAUUGCGGCUACCUAUCAACUAUCAAACUGCUGUCUGCAAGCGUCAUUUUUUUACAUUAGCAAAUAGCAAUAUCUUUUUAAUGGUUCUAAUGUUCUGUAUUGGUAAAAAUGUAUAUGAUGUUAUAAUUUGUUAAAACUUAAAUACAAGUAUUAUUUAUAAUUAAUCCAUACUUAAAAUUAUAAUUUUUUUCAAAUAGACGUUUCAGUGAAUAUAUUUGAUUAAAAUGCAUAGUUCAUUCUACCUAGUACAGCUUUUUAUCAUUUUAAGCGUAUUCCAACAAGGUUUCUGUUAUUUCCUGACGGUAGACGCACACGCUGAAGAAUGUUUCUUCGACAAAGUCGAAAUCGGAACCAAACUAGGUUUAAUGUACGAGAUCUCUGAAGGUGGAUUUUUGGAUAUUGAUGUCAAAAUAUUAGAUCCUGACGGUGAAAUCAUUUAUGAAGGAUUACGAGAAUCAAGUGGCAAAUUCGCUUUUGCUGCUGCCAAAAAAGGUGCUUACACAUAUUGUUUUAGUAAUCAAAUGUCUACAAUGACUCCGAAAGUGGUAUUAUUCAAUAUGGAAAUAACUGAACCACAACAAGCCAAACUUGAACAUGAAGUUAAAGGCGACGAACAAGAAGGUGAACAUGAAAAGUUGGAAUCAAUGUUAAGAAAUUUGGGAUCCGCAUUAACCAGUGUAAAACAUGAACAAGAAUACAUGAACGUCAGAGAUAGAAAUCACCGGGCAAUUAAUGAGUCUACUAAUAAACGUGUGGUAAUGUGGUCAUUUUUUGAGUCUUUCGUUUUACUGUCGAUGACAAUUGGCCAAGUAUACUACUUAAAAAGAUUUUUUGAAGUCAGAAGAGUUGUAUAAUUUUUUUUCAUAUAUUUAAUUGGAUGUUCUUUUCUACAUUGUUUUUUUUUUAUUCGUAAUUUUUCUUAUUAAAUAAACAUAAUUAUAAAUUUUAACUAAAACUGUUUUUAUUUUUUCUACAAUCCAUUUCAUGUUGCAGAACUAAAAUAUUAUUAACUACGAUACAGUUUUUAUUUGUAUUACGAUAUUUCUUAGGUUCUUUCCAAUAUUGUUAGUUGCGUUAUUAGAACAAGACGUAUCAAUUGGUGGUAGUUAUAAUACUAUAGAGCAGUACCGUUAAAAUUAUUAUAAGUUAACAAAUUAUUUAAGAGUAAUAUAAGAUUGUUGGAAAAUAA
Messenger RNA from Adelges cooleyi (spruce gall adelgid), 1196 nucleotides. RefSeq names its product transmembrane emp24 domain-containing protein 2-like. The coding region runs from base 232 to 861 and encodes 209 amino acids. Gene Ontology annotation, cellular component: endoplasmic reticulum-Golgi intermediate compartment; COPII-coated ER to Golgi transport vesicle; Golgi apparatus. Gene Ontology annotation, biological process: intracellular protein transport; Golgi organization; endoplasmic reticulum to Golgi vesicle-mediated transport. NCBI's taxonomy places the organism in Eukaryota, Metazoa, Arthropoda, Insecta, Hemiptera, Adelgidae. The record is from RefSeq and is a predicted model, not a curated record. The transcript is spliced from 3 exons.